Molecule: messenger RNA, 3726 nt
Organism: Plasmodium inui San Antonio 1
Lineage: Eukaryota; Apicomplexa; Aconoidasida; Haemosporida; Plasmodiidae
Exons: 1
Coding region: 1-3726 (1241 amino acids)
Biological process (GO): mRNA 3'-end processing
Cellular component (GO): nucleus
Molecular function (GO): mRNA binding; protein binding
Source: RefSeq, a predicted model, not a curated record
AUGCUUAGGGGGGACGAAUUAAAGGGCGAGCUAACCAGUGGGGCGGACAAUGACGAACUGGUUACAGCGAAGCAACUCUUCGUGACGCAUUUGAAAGUGGACGAGAGGACCAAGCAGCUUUACAGGCACUUCAAUGUGGAGGAGUAUGUGCUCGAGGUUAUGCGAAGUAAGGGGGCGGAGAAGAAGGGCGAUGGGGAGGAAGGACAAAGUGGCAUAUUCGAAGAGGCCAACGGAGUGGAAGGCGCGAAUGGUAAAAAUGGUGGAGCAGAAAACCCGAACGAGGCAAAAAAGGCAAAUGACAGGAAAAACGCAAACGAAUCCGAUAACGCCAACGAAGCCGACAACGAGCACAGCGCGGGCGAUGACACAGACAGUGAGCUCCCCAAAAGAGACGAACAGGCGUACAGAGAAGAACUGCAGUUUUUAAAAUCUAAUCCACUCCACCUGAGCAGGUGGUACGAAUUUCUUGAGCUGUACCAAAGAGAAGAAGUAUACGAACUGUUUCUCCUGAUUUUCCCAAGGUGCACCUUAUAUUGGACUAAAUAUGCAGAACUGAAAGUGAAAAAAAAGGAUUACACAGAAGCGUAUAAAAUAUAUCGCAGAUGUAUCGAUGCGAAUAUCUAUGAUUUGAAAUUAGUUUUCUCCUUUUUGUACUUUACCUAUCACACUUCAUCCAUUCACGAGUACAUCAGUUUUCUCUUUGACGGACUGAAGUGUGUAGGGAUGGAUAUAAAGUCAGGCACCAUCUGGGUUGAGCUCCUAUACAUACUAAUAAAAAUAAAUAACACAAAUUUGAUUCUGAAUAAUGAGAUUCCAAAAUUACUGUUUGAUCCAUUUAAGAACAUAAGCAGUAGAAAGAGGAAUGAGGGGCCAUUGAUACCAUCAGAAAAGGAGCAAGCCAUAUUUAGCUCCUCCAUCCCAAAUAAAAGUGGGAAAACGGUGACCUACACAGAGCAUUACACAAGUGAUGGGAAGCUUCAAAAGUUCUACCAUUGCUGGUUUAAUAAUCCGACAAAAUAUUUAGAUAAAGUGUGGAAGAACUUUUGCUCCUACGAAAAAAUCAUGACAGAUAAUUUUACCGUCAGCUCGUUAGGAAGCUACAAUACGCAAUAUUUAAAUGCCAAGAAUGCCUAUGGAGAGUUAUAUGCCCUUUACCAGGAAUUAAAUCUCGACAGGAAAUUCAAAAUUGAUAAAAAAUUUAAGUUAAUCAUACCUAUUAGCAGGAAAUAUAAGGUAGAGAAUCGUAUUCUUCUUCGCAGGUGGGAAAAGAUUAUCAACUUUGAGAAAGAGAAUCCUCUGAAGUUGAGCCUCCCCCUUGUACGGAAAAGAAUUAUGUAUGUCUACGAACAGGCCUUGGUCCAUUUACAGUUUAAUGCUGAUUUGUGGUUUUCCUACUUCCAGUUUUUGCUACUAAGUAAGAAGUUUACUUAUGCCAUUAGGAUUAUGAGGGAGGCCAUCGAAGUUUACCUUCCCUUUGACGAAUUGUUGAAGUUAAAUUUCGCUUACUUCUUCGAAAGGCACGCGUUAAUAAAUCAGGCUCACUUCGUCUAUCAGCUUAUGCUUUGUGAAGUUUCCAAAAAGAGGAAUCAGUUUUCUCUGCCCUUUUUGCACUCCAAGCAGGGCUUUAGGAAGGGGUCUUUCGGCCUUGUGAAGAGCAGGGCAGGCAAGAGGAAGAGAAUGGGUGCAGCAAAGGGGGGGACGCGCAAAAAUGCUGAAUCCAGUGAGACGGAUGGCCGCAACAGAGGGAAUGACCCGCAUAAUAGCAGGACCGAUGAGGAAAGAAAGGGGAGUAAAAAAAAGGUAAAAUGGGAGGGCCCAUCUCGGGGUAAGGCAAUCCCCACCGAUGAUAUCUACAAACCGGGGAGCGACGAUGACAGUGGAAUGAACGAGCAGGAUAAUGAAGGUGCUAAUGAGGAAGAGGAUAUUAACGACCGCGGGAGAUACCGCGCGAGUGAACCGGGCAGUGGGACCCCCCAGGGGGAGGCGAGCCAAGCCCUCGGCGCAUGCGAAGACAACAUUAGGAGGAAAUUUCUGCACUGCGAUUACGAAAAGAUUGAGGAAAGGAAAAAAUAUUUCAUAAAUUACAUUAACGUAAACAAGAAAAAAAGGAGAGAUUUCGUCUUCACACACUUUUUAAACUUUGUUAAAAGGAAUUAUGAUGAAACGAUAUGGAGGUACUACACAGGGAUUGUGCUAAGCGAGAAAAGGUGUUCCCAACAUGUAUACUACUACUGUGCAAACAUGGAAAGAACAAUUUUCAAAAAUGAAAAGAGGGCCAUAUAUAUCAUGAAUGAGGGUUAUAAGAAGUAUGCAUCGAACAAACGAUUCCUCCUACUUUAUGUUAAGCUUCUACUAGAAAAGGGAAACAUUGAGGAGGUGAGAUCUUUGAUCUACAAAUUUAUUCACAAUUUUUAUGCAGAUUUUUAUAGCAAGUAUGACAGGCAACAUAACAGCAGUGGAAGAAAAGCCUCCAGAGCGAAAUCGGGACAGGGAGAAUUUAACCAUUUCGAUUCCAACUAUGUGAAAUUGUUGAGGAAAAAAAAUAAAGCGUGCGAUAAAAUGUGGACUUUACUGAUGCAACUGGAAACGCUCUACGGGGACAUAACCAAUUUGAACCGACUUUGGGAAACCAGAUUGAAAUAUGAGUCGGGAUACAAUUUGGAAGAAAAUAAAAACGUCCUCAUCGAUUUUGACAACGUGUCGAAUGUUAACGAACGUAUGUUUGUGGAAGAUUCUACGCUGACGGACAUCCUUUGCAAGGGGUAUCUGGAAAACUUAAAAAAAAAUGACAUUGAUAAUCUGCAGUUUAAGGUGAACUUAAUCAGUUCGCAGCAGUUCGGCGGGGCUCCUCUCAAAAAGACCUUCUCCUUUUUUCAAGUCAGUGGCGCAAAUGUUUUUACCGAGUUGUUAACUCGAAAUGAAUUUGUGGUUAAGGAGCAGGGAGGGGCGAGGAAGAAGAAAAAGGCACUGUGCCAGGAGGCGGAGCAAGAGCAGGAGGACGACGUUGCGACACCCCCCCAAUCGAAAGCAAAUAAGGACCUUGCAAGCGAAAGCGACGUGAGAAAAAGCCGCAUUGCAAACAGGAAUGGAAGUCAAAAUAAUCAAAAGGGGAAAGAAGGCGCAGAAGCUAUAAAUAACGACCAGCUCCGAAACGCACCUUUGAAGAAAGAAAAAAAACGUUCCACCAAAAGAGGCACAGUGAAAUCCACCUACGAUUCGUUUAACUUUUUGGACUCGCGAACAAGUGGAAAAAAAAAAAAAACUAGCAAUAACGUUGCGAGAAGCACCAAUAAUGUGGAAAGUAAGGCCGAAGAAAAAACAGACAUAAUAGCCGACACAAUGAGUUGUAUCAGUAGACCAAAUUUAAAGAAAAUGCUUCUGUACAAGCCGCUAGAAAAUUAUAAGCAUUUAGAAGUUGAUGGGGGGAAAUUACACGAUGAGAAAAACACAUCCUUGAGCCAAUAUCCCUAUUGUGUUAGCGACGUGAACGGAAAUGACGACAGGGAUUAUUUCUUCAAGCGAGAAUAUUUCAGUAUGCCAAAUAUAAUAAACGACUUUUUAAGUUUGUUGCCUGAAGAAAAUGCAGGCUUAAAUGUGUCAGAUAGUUCCAUCGAUUACUUAAUUACGUCUCUGAAAAAUUUGACCAUCCCCAAGUUGAAGACAUUUCCCUACGAGCCGAUACCCGUGAAGGAAAUCCUACAGAUAAAAAACGAGCUGAUUGGUUAA